GAACAAAAAGACCCNGAGAAGGCAACUGUGCUUAGCCUGCAGUUGAGAACUGAGCGAGCAGAUUCCCAAGUGUUCAAGAACUUUUACUGAAGAGACAGGGAAGAAGGAAUCGACUUUUCCAAACAAGAUGUGCCGCGGGCCCAGCUCCGAGCCCGGACCUUCGAGUCCCUCGAAGGCACAGGGAUGAGGACAUCGGGCACCUCUAGAGCACACAGGAAGCACUCAGGGCGCUCAGGUGUGCGCAGGGGAGCAGCGCAUGCGCGCUGUAGGAGGCACCAGGCCGCAUGUGCGCUUUGGGGGCCAGAGUGAGUCAGCGUUUCGCUUCCUGAGGUUUUGCGGCCUCAUGGGAGAUAUGUAAAUGAGCUGGAGCAUCAUGGGCGUUGGCGCUUUAUAAGGCCGUGUGGUCCUGGCUCGGUGUUCAGUGCUCAGCAAGGAGAGCCUGGCUUCAGAGUCCCUUUGCUGGCUACCUGGGCGCUCAGUCAGGGAGCUCCCCAGACAUUGGAGCAAGUGUGAAGCUGAAGAAGUUUCUGGAAGCUCAAGCCUGUCUACUUUUCCAGAGAGCGUCUGUGGUCCCGUUGACCAGACCUCCUGAGUCCAUCGAGCAAGCCUUCCUCUGUGUGUCCGCUUAGCAGCAGACAGACUUCUUGGCCAUGUGUCCCCCAGUCAGCAUUCGCCAUGGGGCCAGGGGCAUGUCCUGCCUCUAUGGGGCGUGGCUGUACCAUCUUGUCCAUGGGGAACAGAUGAAGAUCUGCUUUGCUUGCUUUAAGGCGGCUUUCCUGGUCGUUAAGAACAUGCUGGAGAUGGGAGACUGGGAAGAAGAAGUGUGGGAUGCUGAGCCCAUGGAACUCUCAGAGGCAGGGUCUGAGCCGGAAGAAUGGCCCGGUCUUAGCUGGGGAGAGGGCCAAGGUCAUCUGCCACAUGGCAUCUCUGUCUCUGCAGGUUCUGGGGCUCAGGGACCCCAGCCUGUGCCCACUGAGCUGGGGCCUCAGGAAGCUGUACCCCUGGAUCUGGGUCCUGAGGAUGCUGAGUGGACCCAGGCCCUUCCCUGGAGAUUUGAUGGCCUCUCUCCCUGCUCUCACUGGCUCAUCCCUCCUCUGUCUUGGUGGGAUAUUUUCAAUGUAAGCCCAUCUCCUGGGCAACCUGUAUUGUUGGAGUUGAGCCCCACCUGGCCCAUGGACCAGUUGGAAGCUGAAGCUUGGUUGGUAGGCCUGAAGUUCGUUUUUCUUCUGGGUGGCUUUGACGCCAUUUGCUACAUGCUGUCAAUGACUCCCUGUUGGGCUGUGAGAACCCGUGUCCAGCGCUGGCAGGUGUUGCUGGACCCUGGAGAGGUGAGAGUGGCCCAGCUGCAGAAUGCACCUGAACAGCAAGACCUGCACCGCUGGAAGCUGAGCAUCCUGGAGUCCUCAGAGCUGGGAAUGGAGCUGGUGCCUGCUGACUGCAGCCUGCAAAAGGGAGGCUUCAAGGUGCACUCUUACUUGCCCUGGCACAAUAGCACCCCAGAGGCCUGGAGCAGGGAGCCAGGGGAGAGGCUCCUCGUGGUAGGAGUCAUCUCUCUGAGGGAGUUGCCCUGCUUCCGUUCCCCCUCCCCUGAUCCACACAAUUGAGGGACUGGUGCUUGUACUACCCCCAGGUCCCCCAGGGACUGAAGAGCCACAGGUUGCCUCUCAGCCACAGGUCCUGAAGGAUGUCCAUCAUCUUGAGGGAGGAUCUGGAUCAGCCUGGGGUUGGAGCCUCAGGGAAGCUGGGUUUGUCCUUAGUUGACAGUUCAGUGUUCGGAAGGUUAGGCGCAGCUUCAUGUGCAGGGCGAAGACUGUUGUGCAUCAAGCAUUAUGGGGGACGGUCACCGGUCCUUCCCCAGUUCUGCUCUAGUUGUAGGCGGGGACACAAGAAGUGUGACACCAAGUCAUGCUGGUUGAUCCCAUGUUCUGCACUUGGCUUUCUCUGAGGGGCUGUGAGUCCUGGAUUCAGGGUUGACUGCUUGUGCAGUUUGUGCUCUGUGCAUGUUUCUGUUUUAAUAAAGUUACUGUUUUCAUAGAA
Mus pahari (shrew mouse) is the source of this 2037-nucleotide messenger RNA. Its product is annotated as testis-expressed protein 19.2. NCBI's taxonomy places the organism in Eukaryota, Metazoa, Chordata, Mammalia, Rodentia, Muridae. Gene Ontology annotation, biological process: spermatogenesis; placenta development; male gonad development. The record is from RefSeq and is a predicted model, not a curated record. Gene Ontology annotation, cellular component: nucleus; cytoplasm. Bases 651 to 1604 code for a protein of 317 amino acids. The transcript has 3 exons.